This is a messenger RNA of Triplophysa dalaica, 2364 nucleotides long. RefSeq lists its product as uncharacterized. Gene Ontology annotation, molecular function: transmembrane transporter activity. Gene Ontology annotation, cellular component: membrane. The transcript has 10 exons. NCBI's taxonomy places the organism in Eukaryota, Metazoa, Chordata, Actinopteri, Cypriniformes, Nemacheilidae. The record is from RefSeq and is a predicted model, not a curated record. Bases 217 to 1785 code for a protein of 522 amino acids. Gene Ontology annotation, biological process: transmembrane transport.
UAACGCUCUCUAUCUCACUUUUUCUCUCCCUACCUCUCAUUCUCUCUGUUACAGGUGGCAUACAGCCAUUCACAUAGCACCACUCCCCACUGGUCUUAACAGGGGCUCCAUGACAUAGAAUUGAAAACAUCAUAAUAAGAAAAGAGAUUUGCGGUCUUUCAAAAGAGCUCCGACCCCAGCUAAUCUUACCUGAUCUGACAUUCCAAGACAGGAAAAAUGAGUUUUGAUGAGGUCCUGGACCGGAUCGGUGGGUUUGGACGCUUCCAGAAGACACUUUAUGUGUGGAUCUGCCUACCGCAAAUCUUCCUGGCCUUCCACAUGUUGGUGUCCGUUUUCACUGGUGCUGUGCCACCUCACCUGUGCAGAUCCUCCCAGCCAGUGGGUGAUCCCCGCUUGCUGGGCCUUAACAACAGCAAUGCUUCUUGGGAGACCUGCUCAUCCUUACAGAAUGUUCAACUGUACCAGCUCAAUCACAGUGACCUCAGCUUACCAAUAAGUGAACACUCAACAACCUCAAAGAGCUGCAAGGGAGGGUGGGAGUUCAGCAAGGAUGUCUUUCUUAGCACUGUUGUCACAGAGUGGGAUCUUGUGUGUGAAAAUGCCACGUUAAACAACAUUGGAUCUUCUAUCUAUAUGUUUGGACUGCUGGUUGGAGCUGUGCUAUUUGGUGCCCUUGCUGAUAAGUACGGCCGCAGAACAAUCAUACUGAUUGGUUUAGCAGCACAGGUCAUUUUUGGAGUGGGUGCAGCUUUCGCUCCAAACUUCUAUAUCUAUGUCAUGCUUCGCUUUGUGGUGGGCAUGACUGUGUCUGCAGUGAUCAUGAAUGCAUUUGUGUUGGGUACUGAGUGGACAGGCCCCAAACAACGCAUGCUGGCAGGUGUCAUCACAGAUUACUUUUUUGGAUUUGGAUACAUUUUGUUGGCUGGAGUGGCAUACUUGAUUCCAGACUGGCGUAAACUGCAGCUGGCCAUCUCUGCCCCUGGCUUCCUUUUCCUGUUUUACAUCUGGGUUCUUCCUGAAUCUGCUCGUUGGCUGAUGGCCAAUCAGAAGCAUGAGGAAGCGCUGGAUCUGAUUCGUAAGGCAGCACUUAUUAACGGCAAACCUUUGGACGACGAUGACAUUGAACUUUUCCAGAGCCUAAAAAAUGUAGAGAAACUGGAGGACCAGCGAAAGUACACAGUCAUCGAUCUGGUGCGAACCCCCACAAUGAGGAAACAGUCUCUCAUUCUCUUCUACCUGUGGUUUGUAAAUGUCCUGGUGUAUUAUGGGCUCUCGCUCAAUAUUUCAGACUUUGGUAUGAAUAUCUACCUGACGCAGAUGAUCUUCGGUUUAGUAGAGAUGCCAGCACGGACCGUUACCCUUUUUACUCUAAACCGCUCUCGCAGGAUAUCCCAGCUAGCAUUCUUGGCAACAGGUGGCCUGGCCUGCCUUCUCACCACAUUCAUACCGGAUGAUCUGUCGGCUGUUCGUACUGCUCUUGCCAUGGUGGGCAAAUUUGGCAUCACUGCCUCAUUGUCGAUUGUGUACAUCUACUCAGCAGAGGUCUUUCCAACAGUCAUCAGACAAAACGGAAUAGGUAUGGGAUCAAUGUGCGCUCGGGCAGGUGGAGUGAUUGCGCCUGUCAUCUACCUCUUGAGGGACAGCAGCCAUCAUGCCCCUAUGGUGGUGUUUGGCCUGUGCACUCUGAUAGGUGCUGUCCUCACCAUGUUUUUGCCUGAGACAGCCCAUAAGCCCCUGCCAGACACAAUAGAGGAUGUAGAGCGCACUGAUGACAGUGAAGCGUGAUUCAAGCAGAAAUCCAUCAUCCACAUCUCAACAACUAGUCUACAUUAGACUGUCUCCAACAGCCAUCUCAGAAGCAUAGAUUUAUUUAUCUGUCAUAUCUUUCUUUCUCAGAAGUACUUGAAUAUAGUCAGGAAAAUAUCCAAUCAGAUCCAGCGGCAAUAGAACAGGGCUAUACAGUUCUAAGAAGUAUUACCCACAUUACACAUUAGCCAUAAAGACCAAUUUUUGGGUUUUUGCAAUUCAAUUUACAUUUCUAUCAUUUAUCAUUUUUCUUGUCCUCAUUCAAAGCAAAAUAAACAGUAGCUUUUUUUCAUGUUGUUUAAUAUUUCAUGAGUCUUGCCAUCUAGUCCUGCUAAGUUUUUUUUCCAAAAACAUUUAAGCAUUAAAAAAAGCCUCAUACCCAUUUAGCAAUACACAUUUUACAGAGGUUAAUGGUUACAGUUUAAUGUUCAUGUUCUAUUUAUAUAAAGGGGAUUAUUACAACAAAAUGCAAGGGUUUCAGAUUUUCAAUGUAAAUCCCAUCUUCUAUUCUGCCAAAGGGAUAAUCACAUCAAUGGUUAAUAUUACUUUGUGUUUUGU